This is a messenger RNA of Auanema sp. JU1783, 1119 nucleotides long. NCBI's taxonomy places the organism in Eukaryota, Metazoa, Nematoda, Chromadorea, Rhabditida, Rhabditidae. The record is from the annotation of a GenBank genome assembly.
AUGAGGAAGAAGCUUCUUUUUCACUUUUAUUUUUUUAUAUUCAACUUUCAAAUCAUCUUAUCAGCUUGUCCAUAUGAAGGAAAUCUCACAGUGCAGUCUGUUUUCAAAACUUCUACGAACGAAUUUCAAACCUCACAUCGCUUAACACCCAUCAAAACUUGUGUUUUCACGUUAAACCCAAGUAGAAAGUCAGCAAGUUUCUUAGUAUCUGUUGCGACCUUUCUUCAUUUUGCUAAACGCCAACCAACGAAAUCAAGAGAGAUCAUUCUACAUGAACCGAAUAAGUCUUUCAUAAUUCGUAUGGACAGCAAUGAUCCUGCAAGAAGUUACCGUUUGAUGAAAGGACCCGUCACUGUUGAGAUUCCUUUGAAUUUGAACUUUCGAUCUCGUCUUGUAUUCUCCGAACUGGUUCCGUGUUCCGAAGAAACCUUCCAAUGUAACAACUUUAUUUGUCUUAGCAGAAAUGAUUGCCCAAAAGUUUGUCUACCGCGUGAUCAACUCUGUGAUGGGAUUGACAACUGUGGAGAGGAACAUGGAUGUCAAAAAUUAACAGGAUUUCUUAAAAAAGAGGAAACCAUGAUAAGUGCUUUCAUUUAUGAUAAGAACUAUCCUUCCUCAAGUCAACUGAUGCUUCUGGGGUUCUUUUUGUUGAAUGGAUUUUUCCUCACAUUUUUCCUCAUUCUAUCUAUGUGUUCUGUAGGAUUUUGUUUUUCCAAUCGUAUUUUCAAAUUAGAAAACAGGAAAUCGAGGAAGAGAUUCUUGAACUAUCUGAGGGAUGCUUCCAAUCGUGAUCCGGAAGUAACUAAAAAUUUGGAUGCUUCAAAUCUUAAUUCGUAUCCAGAAGCAAACAUGAAAACAUUAUCACCACCGAUAGAUCGAAGACACCGUUCUUCCAUCCUUUCUCGUAUUAAUUUUGAGCCUGCACCUACUCUCACAGAACUAGAACCAGAAUGUGAAGAUCGUUCAUCUAUAGUUGAUUCUAAGGACGACAUCUUCUCACCUCCUAAACAUAGGGCAGAUUUCUUCCUCAGACGUCAAAGUCUUCCAGUAAUUCAAAUCACAUCAGCUGAUGAGAAAAGAAGGAGGUCUGAUUGGAAAACAAGUUCUGUACAUUAUUGA